AGAAGAAUGACAAAACUGGUCCUGGCGAGUCCAAAUCGUGACAGACCGAAGAAAACUUGACCGAUACUGACGCCACAGGUCGUGACGGGAGCUCUGAACGCGGUUCUUUGGGCGGAACCAGACUCGUGACGCCUGUCGGACGUGUCUCUGCUGUCCGGACCCUCUGAUUUAUCCCCUCGCUCUGAUUAGCUGCUUUGCUAACUUGAACAUUCGGGUUGGAUCAGCUGGUGGUUUCAUUGCGCAAGAAGACCCAGUGCGACCAGGUCAUCGCUGCUCUCCGUGAUGGGAUCCAGGGCGUCGACGUUACUUCGAGAAGAAGAAAUCGAAGAAAUUAAAAAGGAGACCGGCUUCUCCCACAGUCAGAUCACUCGACUGUACAGCCGCUUCACCAGCCUGGACAAAGGGGAGAACGGCGCGCUCAGCCGUGAGGAUUUCCAGAGGAUUCCUGAGCUGGCCAUCAACCCUCUGGGAGACCGGAUCAUCAACGCCUUCUUCCCUGAUGGGGAGGAUCAGGUGAACUUCCGAGGCUUCAUGCGGACUCUGGCUCACUUCCGACCGGUGGAGGACAACGAGAAGAACAAGAACGUUUCCAACACGGAGCCGCUCAACAGCAGGACGAACAAGCUGCACUUUGCCUUCCAGCUGUACGACCUGGACCGGGAUGACAAAAUCUCUCGGGACGAGCUGCUGCAGGUCCUGCGGAUGAUGGUGGGCGUCAACAUUUCAGACGAGCAGCUCGGCAGCAUCGCCGACAGGACCAUCCAGGAGGCGGACGCCAACGGAGACGGAUGCAUCUCCUUCACCGAGUUCAUGAAGGUUUUGGAGAAAGUGGACGUGGAACAGAAGAUGAGCAUCCGGUUCCUGCAUUAAUUUUUUUUUGUCUUAAAAUGAGUUUUUUCCCCGCUGACGUCAGGAAGCGACUUCCUCCGCUGUCUCAGACGGCUGUCGUCGUCUCCACUACUUCCAGUUUCUUCCUUAGUAAACCCGCCUUCGCACUGCUUCGCUGACAUAGUGUGCCUUAGGUUUGUGUGUUUUCCACCAAGCAGCAGCAUUGAAACAGCUUGUAGAAACGUUCCCUCCUGCUGCUCGUGUUUAGCACGCUUCUGUAUUCACAUGCAGCAGUUCAGUCGGUGGCAUGAUUUCAAAAUAAAAGUGAGCCACUGGAGCGUCUUUGGUUUGGUAAACGUCGGCACUGGGUUGUACUAAUGUAAAAGAAUAACGGCAAUGAUUUGUUCCUUUUGUUGUUCUUUAACUGAAGCCAAACCCCCUGAAGUCGGUAUGAACAUAGGAGUCUUGAAUGAAUGCCUGACAGCCACUGGAGUUCCUGUCAGAAGGAUUUAACUUUAACCUUCCUGUGUUGUAACUGUUGGAUCUGGGACAUGAUACGAUUUUCCUGUUUCAAAUGUGGAUGAGGGAAAAAAAGCAACUCAUCUUUUAUUUAUUUCCCAUCUUAACUGCUCCAGAUCUGGAAUACUUUAUAAUCUUUAAUGUCAGUUAAAUCCUCUGGAAGCAGGAGGAUGAACGUGUUAUUAAACCUUUUUGUUAAUCAAAAUCAUCUUUUUUUGUAUAUGUAUGUUGAUAUCAAAGUGAUUUAUGAAUCAAUUUGAAUAAACAAGGUGCCAUUCA
Messenger RNA from Oryzias melastigma (Indian medaka), 1626 nucleotides. It is a transcript of the gene chp1, whose product is annotated as calcineurin-like EF-hand protein 1. The record is from RefSeq and is a predicted model, not a curated record. The transcript has 7 exons. Gene Ontology annotation, molecular function: calcium ion binding. Bases 283 to 870 code for a protein of 195 amino acids. NCBI's taxonomy places the organism in Eukaryota, Metazoa, Chordata, Actinopteri, Beloniformes, Adrianichthyidae.